CGAGCACUCCGUCCGGUUCUGCGGGCUCAAGGGGAGAGACGCCGAAGCACCAUGGCUCUGUUCUAAACGCGUUUAUUAGGAGAAGUGUGAUCAAUUUACCGGCAAUCCGUCACCAUCCGCGCCUUAAUCAUGGACCUCCAGUCAAGAGGCUUGUUCUGGGGGCAUCAACUUUGUCAGUAAUAACCUCUGAAAACUGUAUUUAUUAUUUUUCAACCCCAUACUGUCACUUUUUUGCCUUUGCACGCUACAUGGGAUUUAAACCUAAAGUGUCAGGAGCUAGCCAACACUUCAUACUUGAUCAGUCCAAAUAACCCCGUGGAAACGGAGACAUCCUAUGUUAGUCAAGUACAAUAAAACAAACUUCUAAGAAACGCAUUGACGGAGUUCUGCCCUCAAGUUUUCUUACUUGUCUGCGGUGCCGGCGUAACCUGGUAGCGAGAACACUACAUCAGAAUACUAAUUUAGAGUUUGGCAGGCAGGUGUGAGGCCCCCUCAUGCAGAACCACAGGAAAUGAAUAAACCACCACAGCCUAUCACAGGACCCCCUUCUGUUCCCCACCCUGCCCAAUCACCAGGACUGACACAGCCCGCCUAUCCCCCAGGCCAGCCUCCCUCUGUUGUCUAUCCUGGCCAGUCUCCACAAAUGAACACUGCACCGCAACCCAGACAGUUUGCCCCAGGCCCUCGUGCUUUACACCAACAGGGUGGAUUCAGGUCACUGCAGCAGACAUACUACAACAGGCCCAACAUGCAAGGCAGUGGCCCUCGGGUCCCACCCAGCAACACCCCCCGGUCUGUUGGACCCACUCACGUCUACCAACCUACCUCACAGGUGAUGAUGAUUCCUCAGCAACAGUUGCCAUAUGCCAACCCUCAGGGCCAUGCUUUCUUCAUACAUGGACAGUACCGUGCCCCAUACAUGCCCCAGGCUCAGCAGUACCAGGUACCCAGUGGAUCUGCAAGUUUCUACCCUGGAAGCAGUCCCGCUGAAUACGGUACAUAUGCGGGUACUUAUUACCCCGCACCACAGCAGUACCCCACAUCAGUGGCCAACACUGCUGUCAUGAUUACCCCUGCCCAACAGCAGCCGGCCCCUCCUCCACAGCAAGCUCCUCCUCAGCAGACGGGGCCAGUCAAGAGAGAGCGCAAAGUGAUCAUAAUACGUGACCCUAACCAGGGAGGACGUGACAUCACAGAAGAGAUUAUGUCUGGUGGGCGAACGACCUCCACACCCACUCCUCCACAGACUGUUGGUUCAGAGUCUGGAGGUACUGUUCAGACCAAUGGUGAAAGUGUUCUGCCUGUUUCUUCCAUGAUCAUAUCAGAUGAUCAAACAAAGCCUGUAGCCCCUCCUCCAACUGUCCCCACCCCCCCUCCAUCAAAAACACCAGAGCAAGCCCCUGCUGCACUUUCGGAUGCCGAUUCUAAACCCGUGUCAGAGGACAGACCUGCUUCACCCAUUGGCAAGGUUUCCAUUCCACCAAGAGAGGACUCUGAUGUUAUCGCUGCAGCGUCCUACGCACCUCCACCGGUUUCGUCUUCUCUAACAAACAAUCCUAAACAUCCAGAGCCACAAGUUGCUGACAGUGUAGAUGCUCCUGUCGUCCCAGAAGCCCCUGCUCAGGAGGAGUCUGAAGAGUCUUCUGCUGAAAUGGAGCAGACAUCGGAUGGAGUAGAAGAUGAGCUAGAGGUAGCUGAGGAGAAAGAGUCAGAGCUUGUGGCUGACAUAGAGCCAACAUCAGACUCAAGCUCAGCUACCAUCAUCUCCACCUCUGUGGAGGCUCCUGCUGUAGCAAAUAAUAGCAGUGACGAAGCUUCUAAGGAUGCCAUGCCUGCUACCACAGUAACACCGGUUGCCGAGUCAGCCCUUGAGUCAAAGGAACAGCCUUUGCUAAACGGUUUGCCUCAGGAUUCUGAAGCGCCUCCCGAUGCGGAGCCCGAGUGCUCAACUAAUCCAGUUGCAGAACCAGUGGUUCCUCAGGUCCAGCAGAGCUUCCUUACUGCUGCGAAUGCACCGGUGGAGGAAGAGAUUGAGCAAAAAGCAGAAGAGAUCCCCACCCCUGCAGCAAGCUGCCCUGUUGAGGAGACAACUAUGCAAGCUGCCGUGACAUCAAUGCCAAAGAAGAAAAAGAAAAAGGAUCUGAAUAAGAAAGAUGUGGGAGAUGUCCUAGAUGCCUUCAAAGAGCCAGAGGAGGAGAAACCUGACCCUGAGCCAGAGGUUCCUCAGAAAGCGCCCUCCCCGGUUCCAGCCCCUGUUUUACCACCAGAGGAGACUGAGGAAACAUGGGAGGACAAGGAGGAGAAACUUGACUCAGAAAAUAUUGAGCCAGAGGCACCAAAACCUGUGGAACAGAAGUAUCAGUAUAAAGAAGAGCAGUGGAAGCCUAUCGACCCAGAGGAGAAGAAGCGAUAUGAUCGGGAAUUCCUGCUCGGCUUCCAGUUCCGUACCGCGAGCAUGCACAAGCCUGAGGGUUUGCCACUCAUCAGUGAUGUGGUGUUGGACAAGGCAAAUAAAACCCCAUUGCGGCCCUUGGAUCCCAGGAGUCUGAUGAACUGUGGGCCUGACUUCACACCCUCAUAUGCUAACUUGGGCAGACAGUCAUCUGGAGGAGGACGAGGACCGAUGCACCCCUCUCAGUCUGGACGGCGCCCUCAGCCUGGGCGAGGGAAAGACCAAGUCAGUCGCAACCCCAAGAUCAUCACCAGCCUGUCUCUCAAAGACAAUGUGGAACUCAAUCAGGCUGAGAACGCUUGGACACCCUCGGUUAAGAAGCAAGUCAAAAGCCGCGAUGCGGAGGAUGAGGACGAUUCAGAGGCCGCUAAAACGAAGGAGCUGUUCCGCCGCGUGCGCAGCAUCCUUAACAAGCUCACGCCGCAGAUGUUCCAGCAGCUGAUGAAGCAGGUGACGGAGCUCACCAUAGACACAGAAGAGAGACUCAAGGGCAUCAUUGACCUCACCUUUGAGAAAGCCAUCUCCGAACCCAACUUUUCUGUAGCUUAUGCCAACAUGUGCCGCUGUCUUAUGGGGCUUAAAGUCCCCACUUCAGAUAAACCAGGAGUCACUGUGAAUUUCCGCAAACUACUGCUCAAUCGUUGUCAGAAGGAGUUUGAAAAAGAUAAAGAUGACGACGAGAUUUUUGAGCAGAAACAAAAAGAAUUGGAGGCCGCCGCUGAGGAAGAGGAGCGUCAGCGUUUGAAGGAUGAGCUGGAGGACUCUAAGGACAAGGCACGCAGAAGGUCGCUCGGCAACAUCAAGUUCAUUGGAGAACUGUUCAAGCUGAAGAUGCUGACAGAGCCCAUCAUGCAUGACUGUAUCGUAAAGCUCCUGAAGAACCAUGAUGAAGAGAGCUUAGAGUGCCUGUGCAGACUGCUGUCUACCAUUGGCAAAGACCUAGACUUUGAAAAGGCCAAGCCUCGCAUGGAUCAAUACUUCCACCAGAUGGAGAAGAUCAUUAAAGAUAGGAAGACGUCUUCUAGAAUCCGCUUCAUGCUUCAGGACGUUAUAGACCUGAGAAGGAACAACUGGGUGCCCAGAAGAGGAGAUCAGGGUCCCAAGACCAUUGAUCAGAUCCAUAAAGAGGCUGAGAUGGAGGAACACAGAGAGCAGGUCAAAGUGCAACAACAACUGCUGUCUAAAAAGGACUCCAGUCAGGGGCGAGGCGGACGCGGCGGUCCGCACUCUUCAGGGGGACGUGGUAGCCAAACGCAGGAUGAGGGCUGGAACAUAGUGCCUAUCACCACCAAGAGCAGACCGAUUGACACCAGCCGUCUCAGUAAAAUUACAAAGCCUGGUGAUUUCAACAACCAACUGCUGGCCCCGGGAGGAAAGGGAACAUGGGGUAGCUGGGGCAAAGGGAGCAGUGGGGGUUCUGGAGCAAAGUCUACUGGGGAACAAGACUUGGGAAGACCUGCCACCAGCACGCUCAACCGCUUCUCUGCAUUGCAGCAGUCUGGACCUGCAUCUUCAUCCUCACUGGACUCGGAUCGUAGAGUGCCACAAAGAAAUAGUUCCAGCAGGGAUCGUAGUGAUAGGGAUCGAAGUGAACGGGACAGAGAUCGCUUUGAGCGCUUUGAUGGUAGGCGUGAUGACCGGGACAGAGGCAUGGACAGACCACGUCCUGCCAUCACCAAACGCAGCUUCAGCCGUGAAAAUGAAGAGAGGAGAGGUGACAGCCGUGGACCAGCAGAAUCUGUACGCCGUGUUGCCAGCAUGACAGAGAAUCGUGACCGAGGCAGUCGUGAACGUGAUCGAAGCAAAGAUACAGCGAAUCCUUUGUCAGCUCCUACACCACCACCUCCUGCUCAAUCCAAACCAGCCCUGAGUGAGGACGAGAUGGAUAAGAAAUCUAAAUCGAUUAUUGAAGAGUAUCUCCACAUCAAUGACCUGAAGGAGGCAUUGCAGUGUGUGCAGGAGCUGAACAGUUCCUCUCUGCUCUUUGUGUUCGUACGGAAUGGUGUGGAAUCCACACUGGAGCGCAGCACCAUUGCAAGAGAGCACAUGGGUCUGCUGUUUCAGAAGCUUGUUAGUGUUGGAAUACUUCCUGCCGAAGAGUAUUAUAAGGGACUACAGGAGAUUCUGGAAAUAGCUGAUGACAUGGCUAUUGACAUUCCGCACAUUUGGCUUUACCUGGCUGAGAUCAUCACACCCAUGUUACAAGAGGGAGGCAUCCCCAUGGGCCAGCUCUUUAGGGAGUUGUCCAAACCUCUUCUGCCUAUGGGAAAAGCAGCUGUUCUGCUGGUUGAACUGCUUAACCUUCUCUGCAAAGGGCUUAGUCACAAAAAGGCUGGAGUUAUGUGGUUAGAGGCGGGACUUAGCUGGAAAGACUUCUUGCCUGAGGAUGAGGAUGUCAAUAACUUUGUUACAGAGAAGAAGAUGGAGUUCACUCUGGGUGAGGAGUCCGAGAAGCCCAGUAAGAAAGAGCUGACUGCAGAAGAGCUGAGUAAACAUUUAGACAGGUUGUUGCAGGAAAAAGCCAACAACCAGAGGAUCUAUGACUGGAUGGAGGCCAACCUAGAUGAGCAGCAGAUUAGCUCCAAUCAGUUUGUGCGGGCGCUGAUGACGUCUGUGUGUCAGUCGGCCAUUAUAUGUGAGAACCCUUACAAGGUGGAUUUGGAGCAGAUUAAGCAAAGGGCCAAACUGUUACACAAGUACCUGUCCGAUGAACCGAAGGAGCUGCAUGCGCUCUACGCUCUCCAGGCUCUCAUGGUGCAGAUGGAGCAGCCAGCCAAUUUACUCCGCAUGUUCUUUGACGCUCUAUACGAUGAGGACGUGGUAAAGGAGGAGGCCUUCUACAAAUGGGAGUCCAGCAAAGACCCGGCAGAGCAGCUUGGGAAGGGUGUGGCCCUGAAGUCAGUCACUGCUUUCUUCACGUGGUUACGGGAGGCUGAGGACGAGGACGAGUCUGACAACAGCUAAUUCUGAACCACAAUGGUCCAGUUAUCACUGGACGAAAACCAGUGCUGGAGACUGGAGGAGGACAUCCGACAAACAGAGCGAACUUGAUCCUUAUGAAGCCAGUCUUAUCUGUUGAGGGUGGCUCAGAUAUAAACUACAAUCAUUCUCGUCGUUUCUUUUGCGCUCUUUAUCUCUUGUGGCUGAAGUCCACCAAAAACGAAAUAAAAUGUAAAAAAAGAUCUGCAGGACUGCUUAAAUGUUUUAACGAUUCAUUGUCAUUUAUAUUUUGAGAAAUUCUUAAACUGUACAAACCAACGCUGCUCUUACAUGUUAAUAUAGAUUUAUAUGCAACGUGUUGUGUGACAGAGCAGAUGUGAUGUCAUACAUCAUGUGUAGAGGAGGGUAUGAUGGUGAUCAUGUCUUUUAGGUUUGUAAUGUCAGAUCAAACAUGGAGCUCUUAUGAUAGGGAUUGUUUUCUUUCACGUGCGUGAGAGGAAUUCGUGUUUUUAAAUCGACAAAGGAGAAAUGUAUGCUGAAUUCUCAGUGACAAAUGAAAUUCGAGUGGUGUUUGUAUUUCCCCUUUCUUUGCUUCCUAUUUACUUUAGUAAGGGGUGGGCCUGUUGAACUUCAGGAUGACAGUGACUUUGACCUUUUAGACCUUUUUAGUGCUGCUGGAAGAGGAGGGAGGUCCAACAUGCUUCCUAAACAGGCCAUCCAUGUCCUGCCUCCUGCCCCACACUUUUGCAUCUUACCUCUCUUGAAGAACUGGUCAGGGUCUUCGUAGAAGCCCUGCUUGAGCAAGCCUGCAGUGGAAUUUUAAGAGAAAUCAUUAAAACUUGAAGCAUAUAUAAAAAUCAACUUGAUGAAAUGACAGUAAUGAUCCUAAAGCCUUUUCUACUUGCAAAGUGGAAACACAUUUCAGGAGCAUUCUGUACAUAUAUAUGGAAAUGUUUUUUUGUUUUAUUUUCAGAAAUUAAAAGUAAAAAAAUCUGAUGUUAUGCCAUUUAUUUUUUCCAACAGAAAUGGCAGUUUACCUGUAUUUAAGAUUUGUUUUCUUCCACAUGGUAAGAGGUGCUUACAAUGAGCAGUUGACUAGUUUUAUUGAAACGAAUUGUGUAAAUAUUUUUUGCUCUAUUAUUUAAGGAAUUAAUGCUUUCGCAUCGAACUGGAAACGUUGGAGAGUUGAAACAUUGCAAAUAAUAAAAGACUUUCAAGUUGCUAAAUAGAGUGUGUUUGAGGGA
This is a messenger RNA of Triplophysa rosa, 6636 nucleotides long. It is a transcript of the gene eif4g1a, whose product is annotated as eukaryotic translation initiation factor 4 gamma, 1a. Bases 512 to 5416 code for a protein of 1634 amino acids. NCBI's taxonomy places the organism in Eukaryota, Metazoa, Chordata, Actinopteri, Cypriniformes, Nemacheilidae. Gene Ontology annotation, molecular function: protein binding; mRNA binding; translation initiation factor activity. Gene Ontology annotation, cellular component: eukaryotic translation initiation factor 4F complex. The transcript is spliced from 33 exons. The record is from RefSeq and is a predicted model, not a curated record.